GGGAGCCGGGCUGUUGCUAUCAAUAUGGCGGUUGUCAGCCAGACAAAGACAGUCAGUCUGGUGUGAUUGAGGCAAGGGAGGUUUUCAGGGGGAGACUGGGAGAUAAGGGCCUCCCCUCCCCCCUCGGCUCUUCCUGCGCGGGCCUGGAGCCCUCCUCAGCCCCUCCCGCAGGGCGCCCCGCGGUGAAGAUCCCCUCCCCCCCCUCCCGCCUUCCUCCUCCCUCCCUCAGCCUUGCGCUGGGACGCUGGGGAGGGGGCUGAACCCGGUGCAGAGAACUCGGCUGGGUUUCUGAGAAUGGUAAAUACGGCUGGCCAUCUCUGCAAAGGCCAUUGACCCACCUCAUGUAAAGUAUGCUCAGCUCCUUUCCAGUGGUUUUGCUGGAAACCAUGUCUCACUAUACAGAUGAACCCAGAUUUACCAUAGAACAGAUAGAUCUGCUCCAACGUCUUCGGCGUACUGGGAUGACCAAACAUGAAAUCCUCCAUGCAUUAGAAACUUUGGACCGUCUCGAUCAAGAGCAUAGUGAUAAGUUUGGGAGGAGGUCCAGCUACGGGGGAAGCUCCUAUGGGAACAGUACCAACAACGUUCCAGCCUCUUCCUCUACCGCCACAGCUUCCACGCAGACCCAGCACUCGGGAAUGUCGCCAUCACCCAGCAACAGUUACGACACCUCCCCACAGCCUUGCACUACCAAUCAAAAUGGGCGGGAGAACAAUGAUCGAUUGUCCACAUCCAAUGGGAAGGUGUCGCCAUCCCGCUACCAUGUAAACAGCAUGGGCCCGAGGUCAUAUAGCUUUGAAGCCUCAGAAGAGGACCUAGACGUAGAUGAUAAAGUGGAGGAAUUAAUGAGGAGGGACAGCAGUGUGAUAAAAGAGGAAAUCAAAGCCUUUCUUGCCAAUCGGAGGAUUUCCCAAGCAGUUGUUGCACAGGUAACAGGUAUCAGUCAGAGUCGGAUCUCUCAUUGGCUGUUACAGCAGGGAUCAGAUCUGAGUGAGCAGAAGAAAAGAGCAUUUUACCGAUGGUAUCAACUUGAGAAGACAAACCCAGGGGCUACGUUAAGCAUGAGGCCUGCCCCCAUUCCAGUAGAGGACCCUGAAUGGAGACAAACGCCUCCUCCGGUCUCCGCCACACCUGGGACCUUCCGACUCCGGCGAGGGAGCAGAUUUACCUGGAGAAAGGAGUGCCUGGCUGUCAUGGAAAGUUACUUCAAUGAGAACCAGUACCCAGAUGAAGCAAAGAGAGAAGAGAUUGCCAACGCUUGCAAUGCAGUCAUACAGAAGCCAGGCAAAAAGCUGUCUGACCUGGAACGAGUUACCUCUCUGAAAGUAUAUAAUUGGUUUGCUAAUCGGCGAAAGGAGAUCAAGAGGAGAGCCAAUAUCGAAGCAGCAAUCCUGGAGAGUCAUGGGAUUGAUGUACAGAGUCCAGGAGGCCAUUCCAACAGUGAUGACGUGGACGGCAACGACUACUCCGAGCAGGACACUUGGCAAGCACGCAAUGGGGAGGAGGAGGAGGGAAGAUGUUCAGAGGGAGGCAGAGAAGCAGAGAAGGAUGACAGCACGAGCCAUAGUGACCACCAAGAUCCCAUCUCAUUAGCUGUGGAGAUGGCAGCCGUCAACCACACUAUCUUGGCAUUGGCCCGGCAGGGAGCCAAUGAAAUCAAGACAGAGGCCCUGGAUGAUGACUGAUCAGGGAGGAUUAAACAGUUAACUUAGAUUAGACGUAGCACCUUAGCAGACUUUCCUCGGUCCUUACCAUGUGUUCUUACAGUAUAACUUACAGUUUCUUGUAUGUCAGGUAGCCGUUAGGGUCUUGUUCUGUGAAGAUGGCAUGGUGCCCUCAGCCUUUGCAUAUAUUCUCUCAGUAUUAAAAUCCCAGUAUGUAAGAACCAAACAAACAGACUUCCCUGUCCCAGGCCCCGAGGCUAAAACAAUCUCGCUGCUCCGUCUUAGCAUUCCAAGAAAGUGCUUCCAGGUAUGUAGACAACCCUCAGUUCUCCAAUGUUAGGCUCUGUGUAAAAUCCUGGGUACCUUUAGAUUCACGUAACACUAGGCUGUACCCCGUUCCUGCCCUAAGACUGAUAGGAUGCAAGCUGAGGUAGUGAUGCAGGACCAACCAACACCAUCCGGAUGUAUCCGCCGAGUGCAAGGAACACUAGAGCCCGCCUCAGC
Molecule: messenger RNA, 2168 nt
Organism: Acomys russatus (golden spiny mouse)
Lineage: Eukaryota; Metazoa; Chordata; Mammalia; Rodentia; Muridae
Gene: Hmbox1
Product: homeobox containing 1
Exons: 11
Coding region: 351-1685 (444 amino acids)
Biological process (GO): positive regulation of DNA-templated transcription
Cellular component (GO): nucleus
Molecular function (GO): double-stranded telomeric DNA binding
Source: RefSeq, a predicted model, not a curated record